GCAUGGCAAGAUUGAUUGCAUCGAAGUGAAGUGUAUUGAAAGCAACUAACAUGAUUAAUUCCAUUGAUGAACACAAUGAACCACUAAACAAAUUUGGUUCGAGACAUGUGCAAGUCUUUCUGUUAUUCCUGGGAAUGGCAAUAGCAUAUACGCUUAGAGUUUGUAUGUCAGUUGCACUCGAAGCUAUGACUGAUAAUAAAAGUGAAAGCAGCUUUCCGAUAUAUGAAUGGAGUACAGAUAAAAAAAGUAUGAUUCUAAGUUCCUUCUUCUGGGGAUAUGUAUUAACACAAAUUCCUGCUGGACAAAUAGCAAACAGUCAAAGUGCUCAAAAACUUUUGGCUUGUGGAAUAGGGAUUAGUGCGAUUAUUAACUUGUUUACGCCGUUUUUAGCUCAGUAUGGUUACAUUCCAGUUGUUGCUAGUAGAAUUGCCAUGGGUUUGGUUCAAGGCUGUUUGUUGCCUUGCGUCCAGACUUUACUAUCACGAUGGGUACCACCAUUAGAAAGAGCUCGGCUAGGUUCGUUGGUAAUGAAUGGACCCCAAUUCGGUACUGUUAUCACAAUGCCAAUAUCUGGUGCCGUGGCUGCAUCGAGUAUUGGAUGGCCCAGUGUAUUUUAUAUUUUUGGAGCGGUCGCAAUUGCUUGGAGUAUUUUGUUCUUUCUCUUAGGCGCAGAUCGUCCGUCUGACCACCCAAGAAUUUGUCCCAAAGAGGCUAAUUACAUUAAUAGUAGUCUCGGUAAUAUAAAUAAAGUUGAACAACUCUCGAAAUCGAAAAUACCUUGGAAAUCUUUAUUAACAUCUCUACCAAUGUGGUCACUAAUUAUUGUCCACUCUGGGCAUAAUUGGGGGUUUUACUUACUUCUCACAAAAUUGCCAGCUUACAUGAAAAAUGCACUUAAUUAUGACAUUUCAAAUAGUGGCAUGGCAUCAGCCAUACCAUACUUGGCCAUGUGGAUCCUAGGUUUUCCAAUUAGUUAUGUUUGCGAUUAUGCACUCCGUCACAAUGUUUCUCUUAUUGUUGUGCGUAAAAUCAGCAACACCAUCGGUCUCUGGGUACCGACUGUUGCCCUGAUCAUUUUGUCGUUGAUUACGACCAACAAUUCUAUCAUUCUCGUUGCAAUUCUGGCUAUAGCUAUGGGAUUCAAUAGUGGUAUUACUUGCGGUUUUCAAAUCAAUCAUAUUGAUUUAAGUCCUAACUUUGCUGGAAUUAUGAUGUCUAUGACCAACGGAGCAGCUAAUAUUUUCGGUAUAAUUGCACCUUUAGUCUGUGGGGUUGUCGUCACCAAUGAGGCCGACUCCUCGCAAUGGCACAUUAUGUUUUACAUUACAGCCGGAAUUUACUUCGCAACGAAUUUGGUCUUUAUAAUCUUUGGCAGAGGAGAAAUUCAGUCGUGGAAUUAUUCUGAUAAUGAACCAAUACCCGAUCAAACUAGAAAAGUUUCCGUGAUUUCGAUAACCGGAGAACCAAUCUCAGUAACCGUUCCAGAGAAAAUCAACGAAGAAGAAAUUAAAACACUGUGUUAA
This is a messenger RNA of Phymastichus coffea, 1523 nucleotides long. RefSeq names its product putative inorganic phosphate cotransporter. The record is from RefSeq and is a predicted model, not a curated record. Lineage: Eukaryota; Metazoa; Arthropoda; Insecta; Hymenoptera; Eulophidae. The transcript is spliced from 7 exons. Gene Ontology annotation, molecular function: transmembrane transporter activity. Gene Ontology annotation, cellular component: plasma membrane. The coding region runs from base 51 to 1523 and encodes 490 amino acids. Gene Ontology annotation, biological process: transmembrane transport; monoatomic anion transport.